Messenger RNA from Hevea brasiliensis (rubber tree), 1865 nucleotides. RefSeq names its product ornithine aminotransferase, mitochondrial. Gene Ontology annotation, molecular function: L-ornithine transaminase activity; identical protein binding; pyridoxal phosphate binding. Lineage: Eukaryota; Viridiplantae; Streptophyta; Magnoliopsida; Malpighiales; Euphorbiaceae. Bases 227 to 1648 code for a protein of 473 amino acids. The record is from RefSeq and is a predicted model, not a curated record. Gene Ontology annotation, cellular component: cytoplasm. The transcript has 10 exons.
GCUUUGGGAGUCGGAUCACCGCACAAAAAUGACGACAAUCAUAUUCAUAGGAAAACGUAAACGGCAACAGGUAACAAGUUCUUUCGAACAGAUACGGAAAAGAACGCACUAACAUCAAGCUGGUAUAUAAAUCCAUAAGAAGCCGUGGAACAGAUUAUGUAAAUUAUUUACACAGGAUCUUUCCACCUACUAUUAACUAUUAACGAUAACACUAUCAUCAUCAUCAAUGGCAUCGUCCAAGAGACCUCUCCAGUGUUUGUUUAACAGAGUUUGCAGGGAGACUAGGAGAAGUUAUGGUGCUCUUCCUGAAGGAACCACUUCUUUCUUUUCUCAACAACUCAUCAGCUUGGAGUAUGAAUUCAGCGCCCACAAUUACCAUCCAGUUCCUAUUGUGUUUUCUCAAGCAAAGGGUUCCUCUAUAUGGGAUCCUGAAGGCAACAAAUAUCUAGAUUUCCUUUCCGCUUACUCUGCAGUUAAUCAGGGACAUUGUCAUCCAAAGAUAAUGAAAGCGUUACAAGACCAGGCAGAGAAACUUACUCUGAGCUCUAGAGCCUUCUAUAAUGAUAGAUUUCCAAUGUUUGCAGAGCGCCUAACAAGCAUGUUUGGCUAUGAUAUGGUACUACCAAUGAACACUGGUGCUGAGGGUGUGGAAACUGCUCUCAAGUUGGCUAGGAAGUGGGGAUAUGAGGAGAAAAAAAUUCCCAAGGAUGAGGCUAUUAUUGUCUCUUGUUGUGGCUGCUUCCAUGGCCGUACAUUGGCUGUUAUCUCUAUGAGUUGUGACAAUGAGGCAACUCGGGGGUUUGGACCAUUGUUACCUGGACAUCUCAAGGUUGAUUUUGGUGAUGAAGUUGCCCUAGAGAAAAUCUUCAAAGAAAAAGGAGGUCAAAUAGCUGGAUUUCUUUUUGAACCCAUUCAAGGAGAGGCAGGGGUUAUAAUUCCCCCGGAUGGUUAUCUAAAAGCUGUAAGAGAUCUUUGUUCAAAAUAUAAUGUUCUAAUGAUUGCUGAUGAAAUUCAAAGUGGCUUAGCACGUACAGGAAAAAUGCUGGCUUGUGAUUGGGAACAAGUUCGCCCUGAUGUAGUAAUACUAGGAAAAGCAUUGGGUGGUGGAGUAAUACCUGUAAGCGCGGUCCUGGCAGACAAAGGUGUAAUGCUUUGUAUUCGACCAGGAGAGCAUGGAAGCACAUUUGGGGGAAAUCCUUUGGCCAGUGCAGUUGCCAUUGCCUCACUAGAUGUGAUCAAAUAUGAGCAGCUGGCAGAAAGAUCUGCCAAUUUGGGUGAGGAAUUCAGGCAUCAGCUACUUAAGGUUCAGCAGCAGUUUCCAGACUACGUUAAGGAAGUUCGAGGAAGAGGUUUGUUCAAUGCUGUGGAGUUCAACAGCAAGACUUUGUCCCCCAUUUCUGCUUAUGAUAUUUGUCUGAAGUUGAAGGAAAGAGGAGUUCUUGCUAAGCCCACACAUGAUACCAUUGUCCGGUUAACUCCUCCACUCUCCAUAAGUUUGGAUGAACUUCAAGAAGGCUCAAAGGCGCUGCAUGAAGUUCUGGAGCUUGAUUUACCAAACAUGCAGAAAGCCAAACCAGAAAAGGCUUCCCCGCCUGGUUCUACAACAUGUGACCGUUGUGGGAGAGAUUUGUAUGCUGCUUCAGAUUAAGGUUUUAUGAAUAACAAUGUGCAUGUUUCAAGGAGAUUACGUACACUAUUUUUCUCUAAUAUCCCAGCAAACUCUGAAAUAAUUAUUAGUUCAUUUCCUGUAUAAUUUAAAAUGAAAAUUGAGAUUUCUAUCUUAAUGUGGAUGACACAUUUUUUUUACUUUUAUUAUGCUGCAAUAGGAGGAAUAAUAACAAAAGCAGUAGCAUUUAUCUCUCUCA